Messenger RNA from Paramuricea clavata, 6206 nucleotides. The record is from the annotation of a GenBank genome assembly. Lineage: Eukaryota; Metazoa; Cnidaria; Anthozoa; Malacalcyonacea; Plexauridae.
UACGCGCCGACAUAGUGUCUCAAAUUUACGCAGACUUUGUAAUUAGUUCCAUCUGCGCGGACAGAGUAUAUAGAACAAUCACAAUUUGGGUUUCCGAAUGCGGUGCUUGUAUCGGAUUGCGCGACAUCAUUUUGAGAAGGAAUAAAUAAUCUGAUGUUUGACAUAGAGCGAUGAGGUAUUUCACACCCAAAGUGAACGGCCAGUUAUAACCCUCGCGUUAUUUUUACAAGAGCAGGACACCACGCGAAGAAUUUAAUAAUAAUACAAGUCGCGUAGACUUGUUGAACGAUGCAGCUGUAAGCGAUCAACUUAUGGCAACAGGCAAGCCGUCGAAACAUGACAGCCCUUUGGAUUGUACUGAUAAUUCACCCGUUUUAACUUGACAUUUGAUUGGCCCAUGAUAGUCGCCGAAUAGUACGUAUAAUAGCGCACAAAAUUCAGCAAGGAUUACAUCACACGAGGGAAUAGAGAAGCGAAAGUUCGGCCGGUGGGAGUGAGCUGUUGUUUUCAUACACGAGGAAAUAUUGACUGACAAAUUAGUAAGAAAGUGUCGAACAUUGGGAUGAUAUAUUACCGCACAGAUGGAAAUUCAAGUGAGAAACAGCCAUAAAACACUGCGUGAAAAUACUUCUCCAACAGAAGUCAACGAAAUAAAUGAUUAUGAUGACCAACGAUUGGGGAAGAGAAAAAAGCGCAGAUCACGCUUGACUGGUCUGAGCAAACAACGUCAGGCGGCUAAUGCAAGAGAACGAAGCAGAACUCACAGUGUGAAUGCGGCGUUUAGUACACUUAGGGUGUUAAUUCCGACUGAACCAUCCGACAGAAAACUUUCAAAGAUUGAAACUUUACGUCUGGCAACAAGUUAUAUAUCGCACUUAGGAACAUUACUAGUCAGUGGUUCACAGUGUGUGAAUAAUUCUGAUGUUAAAGACAAUAUCACUGUACCUGUCUCUCCAUCGACUGGAAGAAUUUGUACAUUUUGUUUAAGUCUUCUUAAAUCGGUAAGUUGUUUUCAUUGUUCCUUAGUUUAGCAAUCUUUCGUAAUAAAGAUAUUUUCAAAGGUUUAUAUUACUCUUUAAAAAUAAAUACAUACGGUAUUCGCCUAAAAACCAAUAAAGCGACAGAGUUUGCAGCUACUCUACAUAUGUACUUAUACAAACAGGUAUUGUGACUGAAUAUGUCUGAAUGAUUAUGCGAAAUGAAGAGAAUGAUUUUGGAGGAUUUCUAAUUUCUUCUCAGGAUAUAUAACUAUUCAUAUAAAAGCCAAUAAAACGAUCAAGGUCGACCUGUACACGCAUACCAACACAGAAAAAAAAGCAUUAUAUGAAUAGGUUUACUCUGGCUGAUUAUAUGCCAAUAAAAGAGAGUAAAUACUAUUAGAUUGCAAUUCGAAAGAACAAGUCAUCCCUUCUGUUCCAGAAAGCCAAAUCAUAAAUCACAAAUCAUUUCAGGUUGUUUUUCCGCAUUUAUUGCCAAUAAAUGGCAAUUCUUUUCAUUAUCUUGGCUACCGCACAAGAUAUCGGGAGGAGCGCGCUAUUUACUUAUUCAAUUACAUUGUGUUAUCUCUUAACACCAACAUUGGUUCAUCGCCGGAUGAUAAUUUACUUUCUGGUGGCACUGCGCCUCACGCGAUGUCGAGACACUAGGAAACACCAAACAUAUUUCAUUGUAGCCAAAUGUUGAUGAAGUGGCUCCCGAACUGUGUGAUUAAGUGCAUAAAUACUGAGAAUAAUUUUAUAAACAAGACGUACCAGGUGUUUAUGAAGCGAUGAGAUGAUAUCAUAUCAUGGGGUAAGUAUAAUCCUUUCGCGCACGAUUGUGAUAAUUGAUAGUCUGAUUAAUGCGCUUAUGUAUGAUUGUGUUUUUCUAAGCGCGCUUUUAGUAAACUUGCGCUUCUGGGCUUGCAGGAGCAAGCGCAUUUAGACGAACUUCCGUGCGGCCUUAACAUUACGAUGUAAAAAAUGUUGAGUCCAUUUUCAUGUUUUUGUGUGAAAUUUAUCAAAGUGCGGGAAGGAGGAGCACUUGCGCAAAUCGCGCACUGGGUUGUCUGCUCAUCUGGAGAACAUCUGGGUGGAACGAUAUGACCUUUUCUGGAGGGAUCAAAGUAAUAUUGGGGGUUUAAAUCAGCCUAAAAGAGAAUUUCAAACUGUUCUCAUGAUUAUCAACACCAAACUAAUAUAAACUUCAUAAUCCUAUUAGCCAAACACGAUGUACAAGGACAAUGAAAUUCUUGAUGGACAUGUUGGAACUCCCCAAGUGAGCUGCACAUUCUCGUGUUAUGACUAACAGGCAUGGUUUACACAGCGCACAAUUAAAUGAACACUAUCUUCUUAGCUUGAGCUCAUAUUCAUUAUUUUAAUUCAUUGAUAUGCCGAAAGAGCAUUGAGGUCAUUCUUUGAAUAGUGCGAAAAUUGUUGAUGACCUAAUGGUGUGGACAUCACGCUUGAUAAAUGGAGUUUGUACAAGAUGUUUAACCUAGGAAUGUACAACUGUGCGUAUGUAUGUCUUUUGAUAAAAAAAAUUGUUUGUAACUUGUAUGACAAGUAUUUCUUCAACAUUAUUCCUCAAUUUAAAUCUGCGUCAUUCCUAAUUUGAUUCUUCUAAUCAGUUGGCAAAUUGGACAAUCUCGAUGAUAUUAUUACAUAUCCAGUAUUAAAACCAUACUUUAUACAGUUUAUAGCAGUUUAAGUAAUUUUUAACUGAUUCCAGGCUGUCCAGGGAUAAUUCCUAAUGGCAAACUUAUUUGAUUACAUGUUGAUGUUAUUUCACUGCAGUAACAAGACUCAAUUGUUGCCAAUUUGUGCAUUUCACUGCCAAAUUAAACUGUAUGAUAUGCAAAUGCAUUAGUGCAAAUUCAGAUAACAUUCUCGUACUACGAGAGAAAUUAUGCUUAUCAGUUUAAUAUUAUCCUAGACUCUUAGAGGCUUAGACUUCUUCUAGAUUUUUUCUGAGCAUACGCAUUUAGCAAUCUUGUCCUGCGGUAAACGCGCCUCGGACUUAAUAGAGUCCAACUCUAUACCUGCAAAGGUAACUGUGGUGGGUAACUGGGGACGCAAUAACCUGCAAAAUACAAGGAGAACAUCUAGUUCUCUAAUUCUUGUAUUUUUCAAGCAGUUACAUCCCUAGCUAGUAGCUAGCAAUCUGAAGCUUUCUAUUAUUAGUAUAGCUACAAUCGUAGACAUUACUGGUUGAGACUAUUCCCGGCCCCCCCCCCCCCUCCCUUUACAAAAUUCGCAUAUUUCUAAUUAUCAUUAGUAAAUCCCAUGUUGCCCUACUUAAGCCCAACUCAAUGUUGAGCUUGCAUGUGUCAUGGUAUAUUACCAAAAGUUGUUUCGGCGUUGUUUACAAUGAACAGGGAGGAGACAAAGUUUGUUUUGUCAAUGUUCAAUAACUUUGUAAAUUGAAUAUUGGCUGGAGUAGUCUCAAGGGUUUUGACCUAGAUUGUAGCAUUGUGGUGUCAUAUAUAUUGAGAGUAAUAUAUUGAAUAUCAUAAUCGGAACCACGUCCAUAAAACAUUUAUAUACUGAAGUAUAAGGUCGACAAAGUAUUUGAAAUCAUUGAUAUAAAUUAUUAAUAAUAAAAACUUUUGAUAUGACUAUACGAACCAGUAAAACGAAUGAAAUCUUAUAGUUAAUGACAAAUUACAAGUAAAUACUAUAGGCUAGGUUGUUACCAGAACUUGAAUGAAGAAUUAAUAGUUGGAUAUAUUUUUAGUAAAACGUUGUAGUCGAAGCUACUCCUCAUAUGAGUAUAUAGUAUUAUAUGAGAUAUUUUGUUGAUUUCUGUUGUUAGAUUUUCUGGUAAGGAAGAUCGUUUGGACACCCACGAAUUUUUCAGCGUAGUGCCGAAAGCGGUUUUAAUUCGUAAUUAAAUUAGUUAAAUUUCCGUUUAGAAACUGAAUUUGUCUGGGCUUCAGUCGUUCGUAAUCAAAAUGUAAUAAAAGUGUUUAUGAGACCUAUAGUCAAAGACAAAUGUUUAGUGGCAUAUGCAUUGGCGAGUCAAUGUUAGUGACUUAUACAUUUCUUAUUAAAAUUUCGCGCGGACGAAUAAUCCGCGCAAAACGUUUAUUGCUCUAUAGCAUCCCCGCGAAAGUGUUCGCCACCUUAACACAAAAUCUGAGAGUUAGACAAGCAAUAUAACGCGGUGUUUUCAGAAAUGUUGUUAAAGUGUGCACUUGAUGUAACCAAUUGCAACACUCGUUGGUAUUAUUUUAAUAUUUUGAUCCAGGCCAUGUAGGGUUCAGGGCCGAUAUAAUUUUGUUGUGAGAGCCAAGUACCCGAUCAUUGUCUUUCAUUUGAUGAAGUACGUUUUCAUCAAAUGGUUGAACUACUUAAGUUAAAAAUAUCAUAGAAAAUAUAGAACCUUCGUUGGUCUUCCGUUGGCAAAUGUUCAGGAUUUUCGCUCGAAACAUCGACGGUUUUUCAGUAUAUUUUUGAGAUAGUUACAUGUCCUGUUAACUUAAUUUAACGAAAACAUCUUGCUUGGUUGAGCACUGCCUAGAAUCGGGAACCCCACAAUAAACGGAGGCUCUUUAAUAGCAGGAUAAAACUCUGCCCUCAGAAAGUAACCCCAGAGCAUCCAUUCUCGGUAAUUAAUUAACUCUUUCUCGGUAGGGUUUCAUUUGAGUAAGAAUCUUCAAGAAAAGGGACAUGUUUGAUAUCUUCAUGCACAGGGGAAAGCGAGGUCGAUGAAUAGCCGGAAUUGAACUGAUGAUGAAAUAGUUAUGGUUUUAUCUGUAAAAAAAUUGGUUUCAUAUUAUUCUACAGUGCAGGGAACAACGAAAAAUUUGUUGUCUCGAGCGAGAUUCGAACUCGCAUCUUCGGGUUUCUAGAUCACCGCUCUACCCAUAACAUUGAGCUAUCGAGUCAACGGAGAUUGGUUGGAGACUGGAGUCUAUAGUUCAUCCAAUUUAAGUGCACGAAAUAUUUGGGCUUGGAGGACGCGCAGUGUUUCAGCUCUAUUUCAGAACCAUCCUCAGAGACAUGAAAAACUAUUAUUGUCUAUCAUUGAAUUCGUUGUCUCGGGCGGACAUCGUGUGCCCGUCGACUCGAUAGCUCAAUGCAUGGAUAGAGCGACGGUCUAGAAACCCGAAGAUGCCAUUUCAAAUCUCGCUCGAGAUUCUCUGCAGUGUCAGGAUAAUAUGAAACUGGCUUCCAGGGGUACUUUUGGAUAAUGAAAGGAUCUUAAAUUUUUCUCUUGUCAUACCAUACCGAAUUGCAACGCACAAUGAAUGAUUUUUUAAAAACAUCGAAAUUUCCAAACAAAAAGGGCACCUUCGAUGUUAAUAUAGUAUUUACAGCGACAUUAGCUUGUAGAGAAAGGGAACUUUUCAUCACAAAAAAGGGCACUUUUGGUCCUUUGUCUUUGACAAAAAUUUUUUUUGGGGGGGGGGGGAGGCACGUGCCCCCUUGUCUCCGAGGUUCCUAGAUCCUGUAUUGUAUCUCCAUGUUUAUGGUUCCUGCAGGCAUACAAACAGUUCUCAUGCGGUAAAUUAUUCGAAUUCUAUAGCUAAUAUAUCCUUCCCAUCACAGAGAUGGUUAUAAGUCGAGUUCGGGCAUGCAGGAUGUUUACUCAAACGAUAUGGUCAUUAACACUCAAUAUCAGAAUAACUUUAACUCAUCACUCAACUGACAAGUAUUCUUUUUAGGAAAGGCCACCAUUUUGAAGUAGAAUAUGCAUGAUGUCAAAACGAAGAAUGAUGAUGACCAAGGAUAGAAGACUGGAACUGACUGAAGACAGGAGCCAAUUCGCACGAAUCAAAAUUCUGCAUGAGACUCACGGCUCUGAGAAUUGACAUUUGGCCAUUAUAUGGACCACAAAAAUCUAUUGAAUUACUGAGUGUACAUGUGCAUUAAAAGUGAUUGAGAAUCGUUAACUGCAGGUCAUGUAUAUAAACUUGGUGACAAUUCAAUAGAAGAAGAAUAUGUAAAGAUUAUAUUCAUUUUUUGAUGCCGUAUCGGCGUUUGAACAAAAGAUAAAGCAUUGCAUUUCCAUGCCGCGUUAUGUCAUACUGUGAUCAAGGAACUUGGAUUUUUCCCCAAAUUGUAUUUUAUUACUAAGCAAAUAGCUAUAGAUGGGACUAUGGUAUACUGUUUAAUGAUGCCUUGUACUCAUUCUAUAUAGUGUUAUUUCUGUAAACUUUACUGAAAUAUCCAUCAUGUGAAUAGAGAAGGCAUGUGAACAAACUGGUGGUUCAAUACUUUUGG